AUGUUGGCCUUUACAAUCUGGAGCUUCCCUAGCGUCGCAUUUUUCUGGCACCCUGCGGCCGGUGUGUUUCCUUCUGUGGAAAACAUGUCCAAGCUAUCUGAGAGCAUACCGAGAUAUCUCAACCCACAUCUCCCACGACAACUCUGCAAUAUUCCUGUCGCUCGACGUCUUCUUUCAUGCCCUGACCCUAUCGAGAGACAACAUGUGCCAAGUUCGAGACAACAAACGACAGCAACAGAGAAAUGGCGAGAAGAUUACACUCUUCUCUCAUCUCUCGACUUUGUUGGCUUGGAUGCUAAGAAAAAACACUCAAGUCCAGCAGUUGACCGCAUCCACCAACGUACUUCUUACCUCUUGCAUCAAACAAAUAUCGAACAGAGCAGCAUUACUCGCUAUAUCGACAUGGUUGAAGCAGGCAACAAACAGAUAUCGAGUCACUACGAUGCCAUCUCCAAGCAAUUGCAAUUCACUUCUCGCUUGCAUAGCUCGUGGUCCAAGAUGUUUUAUCCCGAUGUUCCUGGUGGUCCGGUGUGGCUUCUUGCAAAGUCGAACAAUGAGAUACAGAAGUUGGCCACUAGUGCCGAGCAUUUGGAGCAAAUCUGCAACGACCAACUGGAUGACGUUCUAGAGGUGCUGGUCUCCACUGCAGCAUCACACCAAGAUACCAAAAGACCUUUGUUCCAUCCUCGGCAAUCAAAUCCCGAAGGACAUCAUUUAGUGAUUGGAUUGAGAAAGGGUUUAGCAUUACUGCAAGGAUUUCGCGAAGAUCUAGAGCUUGAGAGGGCUAAUAUGGUAUAA
This is a messenger RNA of Aureobasidium subglaciale EXF-2481, 798 nucleotides long. RefSeq lists its product as uncharacterized. Bases 1 to 798 code for a protein of 265 amino acids. NCBI's taxonomy places the organism in Eukaryota, Fungi, Ascomycota, Dothideomycetes, Dothideales, Saccotheciaceae. The record is from RefSeq and is a predicted model, not a curated record. The transcript has a single exon.